Molecule: messenger RNA, 1080 nt
Organism: Corticium candelabrum
Lineage: Eukaryota; Metazoa; Porifera; Homoscleromorpha; Homosclerophorida; Plakinidae
Product: carnitine O-palmitoyltransferase 2, mitochondrial-like
Exons: 6
Coding region: 1-1080 (359 amino acids)
Biological process (GO): fatty acid beta-oxidation
Cellular component (GO): mitochondrion
Molecular function (GO): carnitine O-palmitoyltransferase activity
Source: RefSeq, a predicted model, not a curated record
AUGACUGAAUAUUCAGUUCUCUUCAAUUCUUGCCAAAUCGCGAAGAUCGGAAAGGACGAAGUGAGAACAUUCGAGGACAGCAAACAUAUUCUUGUGAUGCGAAACGGUCACAUUUAUACAGCAGAUGUUAUCGAUAAAGAUGGUCGCCUGGCAUUCAUCCGUCAGAUUUACCAACAGCUACAGCAGAUAGCCGAUGAGACAAAUUCUCCUGCUGUCAUUCCAGUUGCAGUAAUGACGACUACAGAACGAGACGACUGUGCCAGAGCCAUGGAAAUGCUGAGAGCAAAGAACGAAAAAUUGUUAAAAUUGGUCGAGAGCGCAAUGUUUGUUUUGAGGUUGGAUGAUGACGAAGCUCAUAUAAGCAAAGAGAUUGUCGAGGCGAUUCACUUUGGUAAUGGAGGAAACAGAUGGUUUGGCAAAAGCAUUAACUUCGCUGUCGGAAAUUCUUGCUACAUAGGAGCAAUAACCCCCGAAUUGUCGCAAGCUGCACGUAUCGAAGAUGAAUCACGUGAUUUUGAGAAGGAUAUCAUUUCUCGUCUCAAUUUUGUUUACGAUCCUGAUCUUGUAUCUGAAGAAAACGAGACAAAGAAGUUGUCUAGCUUGCUCAGGAGUGAUCGACCGUUCCACCGAGUGAUCUGCAACGACAUUGACUACGCCCUCAUUAAGGAAAGAAAACUGAGUCCGGACUCUAUUGUAAAACUAACAGCUCAGUUAGCUUCUUACGCAAUGUGCAUGCCCUUGCCAAUGGCUACUGACGUUGCAAGUACUGCAUUCUACAAAGAUGGUCAGUCCGCAGUGUCAAUGAUAGUCACUCGAGAUUCUGCAGCCUUCAUCAACGCUGUGGCUAAUGAAGGGGUCGGUGACAAGAAACAUUUGUUCGACUUGAUGACUGCGGCCUCCCUUACUAACCAGAUGAGAAUACUUGAUGCGAUGCAAGGAAAAAUGUUCAAUUACCAUUUUAUGGCUCUGAAGUAUCUAGCUGAAGAACUUGGCAUGAAAGUACCAUUGUUUGAAAGCAAAUUGUACGGGAAGGAAACAAUGAAAGAAUUUAUUAUAUUCCCUAUGGAUUUCAAACGAUGA